AUGAAGAAGCCUACUCAACCUAACCUGAAGGUCCCCAUAGCUCCCACCCUAGAGGUCUGACCAGGAGGCGCGGGUCAACCCUCACUUGGGCGAAUUCCUCAUACGAUCUCAAUGGAGAUGGGUUCCUCGCUCUUCGGUCGCUCCCCUUAGUUCACCUCCACGGUUGCUUCAUGCUUCCAUCUUCAUCAUGCAAUUAGGCCGGAUGUGUUGAUGGAGAGAUAGGACAUUGGUAAAUGUCGAUCUCGCAAAAUACAGAGGGUACACAAUGAUCACUGGGUUUCAGGGAAACCAUGAUUUGGACAUUAUUUCGUUAAGGAGACUGCGAAGUGUGGGUUCCUCCUCUCUCUCUCUCUCUACCCUAGAAACAUGGAUGCAACCCAAAAGGCCAUUCCAGAGAUAUGAAGCAGGGGUUCUCGCAUGCAAGAGAACGGGAACAAAAAAACGGGGAGGAAGGAUCAGAGGCGCCGCAGCUUCAGAAGCUCUCCCUCAGUUGACCUCGGGAUCCUCUUCUUCCUCGUACUCUUCCUCCUCAUCGGCUGUGGCAUCCUGGUACUGCUGGUACUCCGAGACCAGGUCGUUCAUGUUGCUCUCCGCCUCCGUGAACUCCAUCUCGUCCAUCCCCUCCCCCGUGUACCAGUGCAGGAAGGCCUUCCUCCGGAACAUGGCCGUGAACUGCUCGCUGACCCUGUGGAACAUCUCCUGGAUCGAGGUGGAGUUGCCAAUGAAGGUGGCGGCCAUCUUCAGCCCCGUCGGCGGGAUGUCGCACACCGUUGACUUGACAUUAUUGGGGAUCCACUCCACGAAGUAGGAAGAGUUCUUGUUCUGAACGUUGAUCAUCUGCUCGUCCACUUCCUUGGUGCUCAUCUUCCCACGGAACAUGGCAGAAGCGGUAAGGUAGCGCCCGUGCCGGGGGUCGGCGGCGCACAUCAUGUUUUUCGCGUCCCACAUCUGCUGGGUGAGCUCCGGCACGGUAAGCGCUCGGUACUGCUGGGACCCCCUCGACGUCAGUGGAGCGAAGCCGACCAUGAAGAAGUGAAGCCGAGGGAAGGGGAUGAGGUUGACGGCCAGUUUCCUGAGAUCAGAGUUGAGCUGGCCCGGGAACCUGAGGCAGCAAGUGACUCCGGACAUCGUCGCAGAGAUCAGAUGGUUCAGGUCGCCGACUGUCAGCGGAAAUAGCAGAACGAUCAGGCGCACAUAUUUGGGCAGAAAUAAUUGAAGAAGGCGUAGAGUGAAUCCUUACAGCUGGGGGUUGAGAGCUUGAGGGUCCUAAAACAAAUGUCGUACAGAGCUUCGUUGUCCAAGACCAUACACUCAUCCGCGUUCUCCACCAGCUGGUGCACGGAGAGGGUCGCAUUGUAGGGCUCGACCACAGUGUCCGAGACCUUGGGGGAUGGAAAGACGGAGAAAGUGAGCAUCAUCCGAUCUGGGUACUCUUCCCUGAUCUUUGAUAUCAGUAAUGUGCCCAUGCCGGACCCCGUACCCCCACCCAGUGAAUGGCAGACUUGAAACCCUGCACAAAUUUUCGUAGAAUAAACUCAUUAGAACCAGCUCUGAUAUGCGUCAUCAGUAAAUAAAAACUGAGGUAGGAUUGGCCAGAAUUCAACGUCAUACGUCGAUUUUUUCCUUUGCGGAUGUAUAAAAAACAACAUUGCCGUAUAUCCCAGAGAUAGUAAUAGUACAGCUUCUCGACAGAAGAGUGAAAUAAUAGCUAUAAAACCAAAGAUCCACCAAAGGAUGGAAAUAACGUGCUUUCCCCAACAACAGCCGCAUCGUGAACGAUAGGAAUCCAAAAGGGAUUGAGAAAAAAAUGCUAGAAAGAUUUUUUAAAUAAUUAUGACAGAAGAAAUAACAGCAGUGAAAUGCUUACGGAGAAGAAGACGCGUAAAUGGUAGCAAAAGAACAGAUACGAGCAAUGCUAAGAAGAUUUCAGACAAUAAAUACCACAUCGGGACGAAGGCAGAGGAGGAAGAGGAACUUACCCUGGAGACAGUCGCAGUUCUCCGCCUCCUUGCGCACAACAUCGAGAACGGAAUCGAUAAGCUCGGCACCUUCGGUGUAGUGACCCUUGGCCCAGUUGUUUCCGGCUCCGGACUGCCCGAACACGAAGUUGUCCGGGCGGAAGAUUUGGCCGUAUGUCCCCGACCGGACACUGUCCAUGGUUCCAGGCUCCAGAUCCAUGAGCACUGCUCUGGGAACGAACCGACCGCAACUGGCUUCAUUAUAGUAUACGUUCACUCGCUCGAGCUGAAGAUCGCUGUCACCGUUGUACCUCCCUGUGGCGUCGAUGCCGUGCUCGGCGCAGACAACCUCCCAGAACUUCGCCCCGAUCUGGUUCCCGCAUUGCCCGCCCUGGAUGUGGAGUAUCUCACGCAUCUUCGCAACGACUACAGUUCCGAGAGCAGAAGAUUGCAGGGGGAGGACCAGGAGAGAGAUUGGCCACCGGUUAGGACCAGAAUUUGGGAGUGGCGGAGAGGGGAGAGUACGGAGCCAAAAGUAGACGGAGAUGGAGGGGGAUUCAAACUAUUUUGA
Messenger RNA from Spirodela intermedia, 2529 nucleotides. NCBI's taxonomy places the organism in Eukaryota, Viridiplantae, Streptophyta, Magnoliopsida, Alismatales, Araceae. The record is from the annotation of a GenBank genome assembly.